AUGAACGUGUCAGCAAAGUCUCCGGUGCUCAGCUUCAGUCGUUUGGGCUUCUACUUCCUUAGCCUCCUCUUUGGUCUUCUUCUCCAAAGUGCCACAGGGAGGGAACUGCAGUUUGUGAUUUCAGUUUUUCGACAUGGUGACAGAACCCCUGUUUCAACUUUCCCCACCAAUACAGUCAAGGAAAAUGUUUGGCCGCAGGGAUAUGGACAACUCACCAAGAUUGGAAUGCAGCAGCAAUACGAGCUUGGGGUAUUCACCAAAGAGAGAUACAAGCACUUCUUAAGUAAGGCGUACAACCGAAAGGAGAUUUAUGUCCGAAGCACAGAUUAUGAUCGAACCAUUAUGAGUGCUCAAGCCAAUCUGGCCGGUCUCUUUCCUCCUACGUACAGCGAGAUCUGGAACGAGAAUAUCCUUUGGCAACCUAUUCCAGUUCAUACUGUGCCUCGUUCGGAUGAAAAGCUGUUAUCAUAUCCUAUUGGGGGCUGUCCACGUUUUUAUCAACUUCUAAAGGAAACGAUGGCAGACAAAACAUUCCAGGCCUUACUGAAGGGACAAAUGAAAUUUCUAGCUCGAUUGGCUGCUAACGUGGGAUAUGACUUGAAGACUUUACUGGAUUUUAACAAUCACAAACUCUGGAAUGUGUAUGAUGCUUUAUUAGUUCAGAAAAUCCAUAAACAAGCUAGGCAACAAUGGGCUGGUGCCCAUGCCAUGAAAACAUUGGGAAAACUGAUGGAGCAUUCCUUAAGUGCCAUAUUUGGGGGAUACAAACAUGUAGAGAAAUCACGACUACAAGGAGGUGUCUUUGUGAAAGCUAUUCUGGAGAAACUCAAAAAAAUUGCUCAGACGCCUAGUGGAGAAAAAAUGAUACUGUAUUCAGCGCAUGACAUCACAAUAGCUGCCCUCCAGUCAUCACUCGGUGUUUUCAAUGGAAAACUGCCUCCCUAUGCUGCUUGUCACUAUUUUGAACUAUAUAAAGAAGGCAAUGGAGUCUUCACCGUGCAAAUGUACUAUCGGAACAGCACUUCCGCUCCACCCCAUCUGCUCACUAUGCCAGGCUGCUCAGGAGCUUGCUCACUGGAGAAGUUUGAAGAACUGGUUUCUCCUAUCAUAACAGACAACUGGAACCAAGAAUGUAAUAGUCAAAUGAGCACACCCCUUUAGUUAAGAAUGAAGACUGCAGUCAAAGGAAGGGCAAAGGAGGAAGUCAACACCAGGAGUGGAAGGCAACAGGAU
This is a messenger RNA of Elgaria multicarinata webbii, 1233 nucleotides long. RefSeq names its product prostatic acid phosphatase-like. NCBI's taxonomy places the organism in Eukaryota, Metazoa, Chordata, Lepidosauria, Squamata, Anguidae. The transcript has 11 exons. Gene Ontology annotation, molecular function: acid phosphatase activity. Bases 1 to 1161 code for a protein of 386 amino acids. The record is from RefSeq and is a predicted model, not a curated record. Gene Ontology annotation, cellular component: plasma membrane; lysosome. Gene Ontology annotation, biological process: dephosphorylation; lysosome organization.